Purpureocillium lilacinum is the source of this 2520-nucleotide messenger RNA. NCBI's taxonomy places the organism in Eukaryota, Fungi, Ascomycota, Sordariomycetes, Hypocreales, Ophiocordycipitaceae. The record is from RefSeq and is a predicted model, not a curated record.
AUGCUGGCUCGCGAAGCCGGGAGUCGCCGAGCCAUCGGGGCACGUCGGCACAGCCGUCCCAUAACGGACGCAGCAAACAUCGCAAGCACGGGUGAUGCCAAAACGAGGCUGCCAGACCCUGGCGAAGUACAUCCGGCAGAUGUCGAACCUCGGGAAGCCAAGCUCGCCUUGCUUCGCUUGGACCUCAGUCAUAACGGCGUUUGGAGCGAGUUCGAAUCAAUACGGGACCAGGGGCUGCUGAACCUCAUCGCCAAGUCCGACGCCGAUGCUCUUCGCGACGAGGUCUUGUCGGCUGCAUUGCUGGAUGACAAGCGCAUUGCCGCAUUGGUCAACGUGGCUCAGCAGUUAUAUCUCGAAAAGGGCUUUCAAUGGCCAGAUCUGUACAUGAAGCUCAUUCAUUCUUUCCUCGAUCAAGGGCGAUAUGACGACGCUGUACGAUGGCACUUGCAACUGGCUUCGAUACUACCUCCUGAAACAGAAGUUUUCGGUGCUUUGCUCUCAAGCUUCGUCAUUGACCCUACUCCGCAGAUGCAGAGCACCCUGACCACGAUCUACGUCUUCAGCACAGAACGGCAACUGUACGAUUUCAUUAUACCCGCCCUGUUUGCUUCUGGCCAGUCGAAGCUUGCUCGCACGUGGCGGAAGAAGCUCAUCUUGUUCAAGGAUUUUCCCGUUUCGACAUCGAAAUCACGGCAGUUUCUCCGAUUCCUUGCCAGAUACUACCCCUCGAUUGAACUGACGGUCGAAGAGGUCGCCGCAGCAGGACUCGACAGCUCCGGUCGUCAUGCGGUAGCAGUCGAAGCCGCCGAAUCAGCGGCAAAUGCGGACCACGACCACCGGUCAGGCCAUUAUAGUGAUGCCCUGGUGGCCAGGUGGUUUGCCAGCACCUGGACGUCUGUUGAAUUCGCCAUCAACCUGGUCCAUAGACUCGGUCUGAAGGUCGUCGGGCCAAGGUCACUUCAGUCACUUGCGCUGCGGGAGGCGAAUGCAAAGGACGUUGCAGAUCGCAUCGCUCAGACCGAGAGACUUGGGAUAGAAAUAUCUCCACAGGCGUACUGCAGAGCGCUGGUGUGUUUUGCCCGACAAGGAGAGGAUGACCUGCUCAGCGAUUUACUGUCGUGUGAUAUCCACCCUGACGAGUUUGACGACCUGGAGACACGGCAGCUGCUGAUGGCCGCUGCCGUCCGCGAGGGCAAUUGGCGGCGAGAAAGGCUAUUCCAGCGUAUCGAGUGGGCCAUCGAAACUGGGCCAUCUUCUCGGCGUCUCAACUCGUUGCUGCGAAGCGAGUUCUGUAAGCGCCGGAUGGGCCAGACACGACUAGUCCUAGAUCGCAUGGAGGCAUUGAGGGUACGAAUGGCUCAGACCAAUGCCACGCAGCUCUUGGAGCGUACCUUCGUCGGUCUGAGUCUGCAUCCUCCCGAGCGUGCUCGCCAAAGACAGUUCAACGAUCCCGUCAACCCCACCUCGCCUCUCAACCGAGCCAUCGAUAUCACGCGUCGCAUAGCUUGUCAUGACGUCGCUAUCCCGAUACAGUAUUGGAGAGUCCUUCUAUACAAUCUGGGGCGAACUGGUCGGUUUGAGGAAUUGGAGCAGCUCUGCUUGGAAAUCACCCAACUCUACCUACCACCCUACGGCGGCUUGAUUCCGGUACAUGAGAAGGAUCUUCCCGCAGCGGCCAUGGGUGAGGGAGCUUUUGCGAGCAAAAGGCUGUCGGGGCCACACACACUCCGAAGUGGCUCAGAGACAGUUCGUGGCACAGCAACGGCAAGGAAAACGCCGCUCAACGACGCGAGUGGUCGCGACUCGGUGGAGAGCUUGUUCAUCCGGCAGGUUGAGAACAUGGAGCGGCUGGACAGGAAUUUGUCGCCAACCUCCGCAUGGACCAAUGGUCCCACCAAUGAUGUUACGGAUGAUCACAUCGAGAUGAAACCCAAGGAGAGCUUCAGCGAUUGGAUCUGCCGCCGGAGGCAGGGUCAAAGCAGCAAAGCGGAAUCCAGUUCAACAGAUAACGACGGCAAAGAGGACAUACCCGCGGACCUGCCAUUCUCGCAUCGGGAGCAUCCUGUGCAACUGAUCUUCGACGCACAGUUGCAGCGUGCCAUUGUGCGCUGGGGCUUUGACCACACUUUGGCCGGACGGCCCAACGCUCCCUCUUUGCUCGACAUCGAGUGCCCAGGAACAGUGGACUUCGAUGUUGCCUGCGGCGUGCAUCUACUCGCACUUUUGCGGGAUCAGGGGGUUCUAAUCGACAUGCAAGUCCUGCGGGCGACGGUUAUAUCCCGCAUUGCACUCGGUCAGGUCCCUGGGCGGCGCAAGGACCGGUCCAGAGACGUCAAUGAAAUGUCACUCGAAAACUUGAAGAGACUGGUGGAUGAGGCGUGGGGCGCGGAGAUUAUGCCAAGCUUGCCAGACAUAAAGAGAGAGCUUGAGCGGCAAAAGCCCAAGCUGUGGAGUCGAUACCCCAAAUUGUUCGGCAAGAUGUUUGACCAGAGACAAAGGGACGGGGAGGGAGGAGCAUGA